Messenger RNA from Penaeus vannamei (Pacific white shrimp), 372 nucleotides. Lineage: Eukaryota; Metazoa; Arthropoda; Malacostraca; Decapoda; Penaeidae. The record is from RefSeq and is a predicted model, not a curated record.
AUGUGGCAGCCAUCACUAUUGAACAUUCCGAAGUGCUGGGAUCAGGGUCUUUUGGGUUUAGACAACAUGCCAAGCAGAAAACUUAAUCUAAUGCAGAAAUUAUUAAUUUCUCAGGUCAUGAAGGUGAAGAUUAAAUCCUGGACGGGAGUGGCUACAUGGCGCUGGGUGGCUAAUGAUGACAGCUGUGGCAUUUGUAGGAUGCCCUUUGAUGGAUGCUGCUCGGAUUGUAGGUUGCCAGGUGACGACUGCCCUUUGGUGUGGGGCCAGUGCUCUCACUGUUUCCAUAUUCACUGCAUUAUGAAGUGGCUUCAGUCUCAACAGCUUCACCAGCAGUGUCCAAUGUGUCGGCAAGAAUGGAAGUUUAAAGAAUAA